Molecule: messenger RNA, 7569 nt
Organism: Beauveria bassiana ARSEF 2860
Lineage: Eukaryota; Fungi; Ascomycota; Sordariomycetes; Hypocreales; Cordycipitaceae
Product: polyketide synthase, putative
Exons: 7
Coding region: 1-7569 (2522 amino acids)
Biological process (GO): fatty acid biosynthetic process; secondary metabolite biosynthetic process
Molecular function (GO): 3-oxoacyl-[acyl-carrier-protein] synthase activity; oxidoreductase activity; fatty acid synthase activity
Source: RefSeq, a predicted model, not a curated record
AUGCCAGACACGGACAACUCCCCAUCAUCAUGGGAGGAGAUGGAGUGUGGCGCAACAUGCUCCGAACUGAGCAGCACACCUCCCGAACCCAUUGCAGUCAUUGGGAUGAGUUGUCGACUGUCGGGAAGUGCGCAAGACCCUUGUAGCCUUUGGGAAAUGCUCACUUCUGGUCGAACGGCAUGGACACCAGGACCUGGUAACCGUUUCAACAUGAAGGCGUUUCAAAACCCAUCUGCAGACAAGUUUGGCAUGACCAAUACCUGUGGUGGACAUUUCCUCAAAGAAGACGUGGCAGCAUUUGACGCUGCUUUUUUCGGCAUCCACGCGGUGGAAGCAAAGGCCAUAGAUCCUCAGCACCGCCUACUUCUCGAAAUCGCCUACGAAUGCUUCGAGAACGCAGGCUUUAGCAUCGACUCGCUAUGGGGCUCAAACACUGGCGUCUACGUGGGCCAAUGGGCCAACGAUUAUCACGAGAUACAAACACGCGACAUUGAUGCCCCGCCACUGUACCUCACUACCGGCACUGGUCCGGCCAUUUCCUCAAAUCGUAUAUCUUACUUCUUCAACUUGCACGGGCCAAGCUUCACUGUAGAUACAGGUUGCUCUUCCGGCCUCGUUGCCCUGCACCAAGCCGUGCAAAGCCUGCGGAGCGGCGAGACCUCGCAAUGUUUCGUUGGCGGCGUGAACCUAAUGUUGGAUCCCCAGCGUUUCGUUUACCAAAGCAAGCUGAAAAUGUUUUCCAAUGAAGGCCGGUCUUUUGCUUUUGACUCGCGCGCCAAUGGAUACGGCAGAGGUGAGGGAUGCACUGCCGUCAUGCUGAAACCGCUCUCGGCUGCAUUGCGCGACGGCAACCAGAUCCGAGCCGUGAUUCGAAACUCGGUCUUGAACCAGGACGGUCGGACGGCGGGCAUUACAGUUCCUUGCCCCAAAGCGCAAGAGGAAGCCAUUCUGAAAGCUUACCGAGACGCCAUGCUCGACCUCCGCGCCGACUAUGUAGAGGCGCACGGCACAGGGACCAAGGUUGGCGAUCCCAAGGAAGCCGGCGCCAUUGCCGCAGCACUUGCACGUGGGAAUGAUCCCGGAACUUUACUCCCGAUAGGAUCUAUAAAAGCGAACAUUGGGCACACUGAAAGUGCUGCCGGGUUAGCUGGGUUGAUCAAGGCUGUGCUCAUGCUGGAGCAUGGCGUUAUACCACCGCAAGCAAACUAUGAAUUCUCCAAUUCCGACCUUCGACUAGAAGAAAGAGGCCUACGUGUCCCAACUCAGCUGGAACGCCGGACGCUGCGGAGAAUAUCAGUCAACAGUUUCGGAUACGGCGGGACCAAUGCUCAUGUUGUUGUAGACGCCGCUGCCGAUGCAUUCUGUGCUCUGUCCGGUCUUGGGCGGCACAACUCCACGCAACGAAUCUUUUUCAUCAGUGCAGCCAGUGAAAAGGCAUGCCAGAGGAUCUGUGCAGGAUUGGCCAAGUAUCUCGCUAAACGCGCAGCCUCGCAAAAGACUGAUACGUCAGAGGUUCUGGCUCGACUUGCAUUUACCCUUAGAAAGAAGUCUAUUCAUCCAUACCGGCUGGCCCUAGUCGCGCAAGACAUGGAUGCCUUGAUUGAGCAGCUCAUCUUGGCAGCUUCUUCACCGAUUGCGCGUCAAGACAGAAAGCACGAUGCCCGCAUCGGUCUGGUUUUCAGUGGCCAAGGGUCCCAGUAUGCCGAGAUGGGUCGCGAGCUGUUGUCUAGCUCUGCAACCUUUUCUCAAUCUAUUGACAAAGCUUGUCAGCAUCUUCUUGAACUCGGUAGCGGAUGGAACCUACGAAAAGAGCUUUGCAAGCCUCAGGCGACGACGCGCAUAAACGAACCUGCGCUGUCGCAGCCGCUCACAACGGCGAUACAGCUUGCCUUGGUUGAUUUGCUGUUUGAGCUCAACAUUUCCGUCAGUGCAGUGGUCGGACACUCUAGUGGAGAGAUUGCGGCGGCGUAUGCUGCUGAAGCCAUAUCUUUUGAGGAUGCCAUGACCGCGUCAUAUUACCGCGGUUCGCUGACAAGCUCGCUGGUUGUCGGCAAUCCGGAAUGUGACGGCGCGAUGCUUGCCGUCGGUGCAGAUGCAGACGUGGUGAGCCAACGAAUCACUGAGAUUGAUGAUACUCACGGACGAAUGAGAGUUGCUUGCUUCAACAGCCCCAAUAGCGUAACCGUUUCUGGUGAUUCCGCCGCUGUCAACGAAUUGAGGGCGCUCCUCGUUGCAGAAGGCACAUUCAAUCGAAUGCUUCCAACAAAUGGCGCCGCCUACCAUUCUCAUCAAAUGGAGGCCAUGGUCAAAGAAUAUACACUGUCGCUACAGAAGAAACUCUCUCCCAAGAAAGCCACUUCCAUCUACGCGCCGCGGAUAUUCAGCAGUGUCACUGGAAAGGAAAACAACCAGGAGACGCCGCUUGACGGGGCGUACUGGGCUACGAAUCUGCUCAGUCCAGUUCUUUUCUCACAGGCUCUUCGUGAGAUGUGCGAGCAAAAGUACAACGGCAAAGCACUUGACAUGGUUAUAGAGGUUGGUCCACACUCCCAACUUGGAGGAGCAGUCAAGCAAACGAUCAAGGCCUUGAAGGCAAGCGAUGCAAAGAUUGCAUACACAAGUGUUCUCAAGAAGGGCAAGGAUGCGCAGCAAUCGUGGCUGGAAUGUCUGGGCGCCCUGCAUGUCUGCACGGCGACAGUUGAUCUGAAUACCAGCAAUGGGCUCAGUGACAAUGACGUGCCCAUGCUACUUGUUGACCUCCCUCCAUAUCCGUUUGACCAUGAACGCAGCUUCUGGCACGAGACAAGAAUCUCCAAAGAUUACAGACAUCGCAAGCAUGCGCCUCACGAGCUUCUCGGCAACUUCUCGCACGAUACAAACCGUGUAGAGCCGCGAUGGCGCCAAUUCAUCAGCCUCAAACAGACUCCUUGGCUGAAGAACCACUUGGUUCAAGGGCAGAUUGUGUUUCCGGGGGCUGGCUUCAUAACAAUGGCAGUGCAGGCUAUGCGUCAGCACAUGCACGCGACCAGUCCAUUGGUCAAAGUACACAGCCUCUUGCUUCGUAACGUCAGCAUCAGCAGAGCCCUAGUUCUGCCCGCCGAUGGCCCGGAUGUCGAGAUAACCUUGACCCUGCGCCCUGAAUCCCACACGGCAAAAAGCUCCUCGACCGUCUGGAGUGAGUUUCGCAUCUUUACCGUGACACCUGAAAGCGUCUGGACCGAGCACUGCAGAGGCUUGGUCCAUGCCGAGACACAGGCCGCCGACGUCGACGACAUAGCAGCGGAUGUCAAAGACACAGUUGAUGCUGGCGCAGCAUGCACCCAUGAGGUGACUCCUCAAAAGUUGUAUCACCUGGGCCGCGAAAUUGGUCUUGACUGGCAGCAUCCCUUUGACAACGUCUCGAGCAUCCGUACUAGUCGCGACGCGGUCGUAGCGGUCGCUCGCAAGACCAUUUCGGAUGUCGAUGUCGGAGGCAUGGGAGAUAUCCUUCACCCAACCGUGCUGGAUUCUUGUCUGUUCCAUGGAAUUUCUGCAGUUCUUGUGCUUGAGCGAGGUGCCACGUCGACAUUCGUUCCCAAUUUUAUUGAGCAAAUGCGGAUCUUCAACAGAGCGCCAUAUUCAAACAGUGAGCUCGUGAGCACGUCCAAGCUCAGCCAAGACACCUCGACCUAUGAUGUUGUCAUUCAGGAAAGGUGUGGCAAUCCCAGUCAAGCAGUCAUUGUCGCCGCCAAAGGUGUACACACAGCAACUCUCCCAGGAGAUACAGGCCUGAACGAAGUCAUUGGCGACAUCUGCCACAGCCAGGACUGGGUUACUUACGUUGACGCCUGGACGCCUGACCAUCGCAAUCGGAUAUGCAAAUCUGUCGUCGCCCCUGCCAGCUCACUAGAGGAUAACCGUGGACUCGACGCUCUUACUCUGCACUUUAUUCAAAGAGCAGUCAAAGAGGUAGAUCCGGACCGUGUCCCAGACGGACCCCGUCGACAUUUUUUCGAGUGGAUGAAGAGCUACGCAAAUACGUCACUUGACAAUCAGUCUCUCCGACAAGCCUCCGCCAGCCCUGGAAUAUGGGCCUUUUCUGAAGGCGUCAAGAGACUUGGACCGCACUUGGCAGACAUUCUCGUCGAGAAGACAGAUCCCCUCGCUCUUCUAACGCCAGAUGGCCUUUUGGGACAACUAUACACCACUGAGCGCUGUAAACGGUGCAUGGCCCAGAUGAUGGAAUACUGCCAUGCACUGGGGCAGCAGACGCCAGGUCUCAGAGUGCUCGAGGUUGGUGCAGGUACAGCAUCGGCAACGUUGCCGGCCAUUCAGGCUCUGAACGGUCGAGGCAGUACCAAUGCUCAUAGCUACACUUUCACGGAUCUGUCUCCUGCCUUUUUUGAGCCAGCAAAAGAACGUCUUGGUAGCUUUGCCGACGCAGUUAAAUUCGACAUACUGGAUAUAGAGCGCUGUCCACUGGAGCAGGGAUUCCAAGAGGGUGGCUAUGAUCUCGUCAUCGCGAGCAACGUCAUUCACGCGACCCGACGUAUCGACUCGGUCCUCGCAAACAUCAAGAAGUUGCUGAAGCCGGGCGGCAAGUUUAUGCUGAUGGAGCUGACUGUACCGACUCCGCAUUAUAAUCUGUUAUUUGGUGUCUUCAAGGGCUGGUGGGCAGGCUACGACGAAGGUCGUCAAUUGUCUCCUCUAAUACCACGCUCAGAAUGGAUAACGCGGUUGACGCACGCCAAGUUUUCUUCUGCAGAGCUGUGGUUCGAGGAUUAUCCAGAAGAGGAGGGCGGCACAAUGAGUGUCUUCAUAGCCAGUGCGCCAUGGGACUCGGCUGAAGCUGAGCUACCCCCCAUUGACGUGGUUACAACCGAGUUCAGCGCACUCGAGUUUGGCGAUGAGGCAGUCCUAAAGACUACUGCCGUGAGUGAGGAAUUUUCCAAUGCUCAAAUCUCAAUUCGCUGUCUUUCAGAUGUCCCGUCGCAUGGCAAUAUUGUUAUCAUGCUGCCAGAGGUGGCCAGAUCUUUGUGUAAGGAUCUUGAUGGAUCUGUAUGGGAGAGGUUUAAGCACUCGAUUCUCAAUGCGCGCGCUGUGCUGCUCGUUGGCUGUGGCAGCUCCUUUGGCUCCGAUUUUAUCAGCGGAGGAAUCUGGCUUGGUUUCGCACGUUGUUUGCGUCUGGAGCUUCCCAGAUUACGCAUCAUCACAUUGGAUAUCAGUGCACCGCGCUCUUUUAUGAUGAAGAGGCUGGCGAGCGUCCUUCCCCCGCUCACGCGCUCCAUAAAGUUGGGCCUUGGCCUUCAAGGCCGCGUUGAGCUUGACAAUGAGUUUCGAGAAAUCGAUGGACAGCUCUUCGUCUCCCGACUCGUCUCAAACGACAAGAUGAGCGACUACAUACACCGCAGCAGGCAUCGGGCACCACCCGAGCUGUCCCCAUUUUUGGACAAGCGGCGUCCAAUGUCGGCAGAGCUUCGCGUACCAGGGCUUUUGGAAAGUAUCCGGUGGAAGGAUGAUACAAAAGCGACCAAGCUCGGUCCUGACGAGGUGAUGCUGGAGCUGCGCGCCGCAAGCAUCAACUUCAAGGACGUUCUCAUCGCCGCUGGUCAAUUGGAAGGUAUCAAUGAGAUGCGCAACGAUUGCAGCGGAGUCGUUGUUGAAGUUGGUUCCAACAUGCGUGACCGCUUCAAGGCUGGCGAUCGUGUUUGUGCGCUGUACUCACGAUCUUAUACCAACUACCCCGUGGUACAUGGCGACUGCUGCCAAAUUGUGCCAGACAGCAUGUCCUUUGAAGAAGCCGCUGCACUGCCUGUAGUGUGGACGACUGUUUACUACUCCCUUGUGGAUAUGGGCCGCUUGGAAAAGGGAGAAAAGAUUUUGAUUCACUCGGCAGCCGGUGCUGUCGGCCAAGCGGCCAUCAUGCUUGCUAAGUAUAUAGGGGCAGAAAUCUUCGCCACCGUGGGUAAUAGUGCUAAACGGGAGCUGCUUCGUGAGAGAUAUGGCAUUGCCGACGACCACAUCUUCUCUAGCCGAACCCCUGCCUUUCAUGACAAAGUCAAACGCUAUACCGGCGGCUAUGGAGUCGACGUUGUGCUGAACUCGCUCGCCGGCGAUCAGUUUCGGCACUCGUGUAACCUUGUCGCACCAUUUGGCCGGUUUGUCGAAAUUGGUCGCAAAGAUCUUAUGGAUGAUGCACGCAUGUCCAUGGGCUUUCUGCUCAAGAACAUCACGUUUGCCUAUGUCGAUCUCAGUUUGAUCAUGGAGGUGAAGAGGUCGCUUGCAAGACGUCUACUGCAAGACGUUGUCAAGCUUGCAGCUUCGUGUUCCAUUCAACCCGUCACACUCACCACGCUGCCCAUCACGGAGAUUGAGACGGCGUUUCGUAUGAUUCAAGCUGGAAAACAUACCGGCAAGAUUGUUCUUCGAGUGGAAGAAGACCAGAAAGUCAAGGCCGACCCACCAGCGCCUACCCAAGCACAGUUGAAGCCGGACGCAACAUAUCUGUUGGUCGGGGGCCUCGGAGGUCUCGGGCGCGCGAUAGUCACAUGGAUGGGAAGUCGAGGUGCAAAGAACAUUCUGUGUACUUCCCGAUCAGGCUGCUCAGACAAGCAAGGCCAGACGCUGCUUAGACACAUGGAGGCUCUAGGCGUCAAAGUUGUUGCGAUGAAGUGUGAUGUGACAGCCGAAGAACAGGUGGCCUCUCUGCCUAAAGCAGCUGCAGAUUGUGGCCUACCACCCAUCCGAGGUGUGAUUCACUCCGCGAUGGUACUCCAGGACUCUGUUUUUGAGGAAAUGACGGCGGGCGAGUGGCGCGGAGCCAUUGCUCCCAAAGUCGCGGGCUCUCUCAAUCUGCAUCGAUGCUUCGGUAACGAGCUCGACUUUUUCAUCUUCCUGUCGUCGGCCGUUGCGCUGCGCGGCAACCUAGGGCAAUGCAACUAUGCCGCUGGCUGCAGCUUUCAAGACGCUUUGGCCCGAUACCGCACAGCAGCCGGCAUGUCUGCCUACUCGAUCAAUAUCGGUUCUGUCCGCGACGUGGGAUUCGUGAGCGAGAGCCCCCAAGUGGCCGCGGCGCUGCGAAAACAGGGUCUAGGUACCAUCAGCAUGUCGGACUUGCUUGCGAUGCUGAAUUACGCCGUGAUGCAUCCUCGCAGCGGCCAUGCCAAAGACAGCGUGUGUGCUAUUGGCAUGCUUGCCCGGGACACUGACGAGAGCUUGACUGAUCGACGGUUUGCCCACUUGGUCCGCCACGACUUGGUGAGCCAGACAGGCCAAGGCAGCGUGCAGUUUGCCGACAUUCCUCGACUGCUGGACGGUACAGCCCCUGCCGAAAAAUUGCUGGAAAAUAUAUGCCAGCUUGUCUUGCUGCAGCUCAGCAAGCUCAUCGCUAGUCCGGUAGAGACGCUCAGCUCGGCGCAGAGUCUUGACAGCUAUGGAGUAGAUUCGUUGGUGGCUGUAGAGUUGCGAAACUGGGUGGGAGCAUAUUUGCAGGCCAAUAUUCCGCUCAUGGUGUUGAGAGGAACAAGCAGUAUUCAGGAACUGGCAAAGAUAAUCGCCAAGGAGUCGCGGUUUGUAGCAGCGAGCUGUUGA